Molecule: messenger RNA, 2867 nt
Organism: Carassius gibelio (silver crucian carp)
Lineage: Eukaryota; Metazoa; Chordata; Actinopteri; Cypriniformes; Cyprinidae
Product: galanin receptor 2b
Exons: 4
Coding region: 315-1451 (378 amino acids)
Biological process (GO): G protein-coupled receptor signaling pathway
Cellular component (GO): membrane
Molecular function (GO): G protein-coupled receptor activity
Source: RefSeq, a predicted model, not a curated record
CCACACUGUGGAGGAGGAGCCUUCAUAUGAAGGGAAGUGAGGGAGGGAAUGCAUAGAGAAACAGAAGCAGAAUUAAAGGAGAUGAGGGCUGUUCAAGUACUGUUACAUUCUGCAAGCACCACUAGCUCGACUGGACACCAGAAGCUUCUUAAUAUUACAAUGAAUCUAAAUCGUGAAUAUACAGUCACUGCUCAUCCCAUAAACUGCCUGAUCAAUAUUUGAAGUGGAGAAAUCGAUGCUGACCGUUUCUGAGCAACACCUACUGGGACACACUGAGAGAUCAACUGCUGGGCUCUGGAACUUCACAUCUUAAAAUGUCAGAUCACGAGGACCUGAAUAAAGCCAUGGGACACUGGAACGCCUCGGAGAGCUACCAGCUCAACCCAGCCAGUGUCAUUGUGUCUGUGGUCUUCUCGCUCAUCUUCCUCCUGGGGACCAUUGGGAACAGUCUGGUACUGGCAGUGCUCCUCAGAAGUGGGCAGGUUGGGUACAACACCACCAAUCUGUUCAUCCUCAACCUCAGCGUAGCGGAUUUCUUCUUCAUCAUCUUCUGUGUGCCUUUCCAAGCAACCAUCUACUCCCUGGAGGGUUGGGUUUUCGGGUCCUUUAUGUGCAAGGUGGUUCACUUCUUCAUCAACCUCACCAUGUAUGCUAGCAGUUUCACGCUGGCUGCUGUGUCUGUGGAUAGGUAUCUGGCCAUCCGUUACCCCCUGCGCUCCAGAGAAUUGAGAACGCCGUGUAACGCUGUAGUUGCGAUGGUGGUCAUCUGGGGCCUGUCGCUUGUUUUCGCCGGGCCUUAUUUGAGUUACUACGACCUCAUUGAUUUCGAAAACAGCAAUGUGUGCGUGCCAGGGUGGGAAGAGCAUAACCGGAAGGUUCUGGACACCUGCACCUUUGUUUUUGGCUAUGUUAUUCCUGUGCUCAUUGUGAGCCUGUCCUACACACGCACCAUCAAGUACCUGUGGACCGCGGUGGAUCCCCUCGAUGGGAUGUCGGAGUCGAAGCGAGCCAAGCGCAAGGUCACCAAGAUGAUCAUCAUAGUCACAGUGCUCUUUUGCAUCUGCUGGCUACCGUACCACGUGGUCAUUUUGUGCUACCUCUACGGAGACUUUCCCUUCAAUCAGACCACCUACGCCUUCAGGCUGCUGUCCCACUGCAUGGCCUACGCCAACUCUUGCCUCAACCCUAUCGUUUACGCCCUGGUGUCCAAACACUUUCGCAAGGGCUUCAAGAAGGUCUUCAGCUGCAUCCUCAGCAAAAAGGGACGAAAUAAGGUGCAUGUGGUCCAUGUGGCCAACACCGUCCCUGGCUUCGAAGCGGGAUCCACUGAAGUGUCUCAAAUGAAUGAAGAGAACGCCAGACAGAACCAGAACGAAAUGGUCAACCGCCCACUCGCAGAGCCGCAGGAAGCCACUAUGACUAUAACGUUACCCUUCCAGAAUCAGCCGUGAAAAUAAAGCACACAGCUAAUGCUGCCUUACAGAAGCCUUAUUAAAAAAAACUCAAACAGAGCCGGAGGAUUUCAGCAGCUUUGAUUGACAUCACCACAGGUCUGCAUAGACUGAAUGAGCACAGAGGAGUCCGUAGUUAUCCUUGAUUCAAAUCGCUGAGCAAAUCGAAAACGUACAUUCAAUUUGACUCUCGCACUUGCAUCUUUGUGUUUUGCUUAGUUGUUUUGGUUCCAAUGCUAAAUUAUGUCUUAUUUACGAUCUCCUCUUUCUUUUUUCAGUAGCACUGUCGGUUUGUUUUCUAUUGAUGUGUCACCCUCUGAGCAUGUUCCAAUUUAAUGCUGUGUUGACUAUUCUCCUGUGAAAAUUUGUUACCAAUUAUUGUGCGUAACACACUUUAAUAUCUGAAAAGCCCUUUGUCUUUAUGUGAGCAAAGCUGUGAUUUCCUACUGUGCUUGAAGCUUUGAAGAGGACUCUUUGAUUAUGCUCCUCAGCUUCGCUUAACAAGUUCUUUAAAAAAAUGCUUAUGUUAAGUACUGUACGUUCUUGCUUUUACAUCCGUUUCUAAGCUCUGAUAUUCCCUGCUGUUUUAGAAAGUCUUGAAAUUAUUUAAAUGGUAAGUUUUAUAUAAAAUUCCUACAUUGCAAAAGCCCUAAAAACAGGGUUAUACAGAAAAUCUCAUAUUACAGACAACCAACAGUUUGCUACAGUUGGUUCUUGAAGGAAUAUACUGGAUUCACUACAAGUUCAGCUCAAUCAACAGCAAUGGUGAUAUAAUGUUAAUAAAACUAUACCUCUUCUUAAAAAAAAAGCUAAAUCUGGGUUACAGUGAGGUGCCUACAGUUGAAGUGAAUGGAGCCAAUAAUGGGGACAUAAAUGUUAAAAUAAAUGUCAAUAGUACAGCCACAAGACAAUCUCAGUAUGACUGUAGAGGAAAUGCUUACUAAUCUUUUCUGAGUAAAGUUAUAUCCACUUUUACAACAUGACAUCUAAAACCCUAAAACAACCGUAAAAUGAGAACCAAAAAAGGUUACUUUAUAGUUCAGAUAAUAAUAAUAAUAAUAAUAACCUUUAUUUAACCAGGUAAAAUAAGAGAUAACACAAAUGUUUUAACAGAAUAGUUAAUGUAACACUUAUGUCAAGUUCUAAAUGUAACAUUUGAGCCGUUUAAAGCCUCAAAAAUUGGCCCCAUUCACUUCGUUUUGAAAUGUCUCGCCUAAAAAGAGAUGACAUAAUUAUUUCGUCAUAAUUAUUUUUUAUUUUAUAAUCAAUACAAAUGCUGGAGAUUAGCCAAACUUGUACAGAACCUGGAAUAUUUCUUUAUCUGUCUUCAGUUCAUUCAUUAUGUAUAAUGUACUGUAGCUAUAUAGCAAGUGCUAUGUUGGAAGUUUUGAAUUGGAUGUUGACAGUGAAUUUCAA